This is a messenger RNA of Pungitius pungitius (ninespine stickleback), 1229 nucleotides long. It is a transcript of the gene mrpl58, whose product is annotated as mitochondrial ribosomal protein L58. Bases 234 to 818 code for a protein of 194 amino acids. Gene Ontology annotation, cellular component: mitochondrial large ribosomal subunit. The transcript is spliced from 6 exons. The record is from RefSeq and is a predicted model, not a curated record. Gene Ontology annotation, biological process: mitochondrial translational termination. Gene Ontology annotation, molecular function: peptidyl-tRNA hydrolase activity; translation release factor activity, codon nonspecific. Lineage: Eukaryota; Metazoa; Chordata; Actinopteri; Perciformes; Gasterosteidae.
UUAGCACUCUGGACUCUGAAUCCAGCGAUCCGAGUUCAAAUCUCGGUGGAACCUGUCUUUAGCAUUUUGUACCUUCUCCUUACAGGAAGAGGCUGUCUAUGUGAUUUUUUUAAACGUAGCAUCAAAGUAAAGAUUUAACAGAAUCCGGAGGCGUUGCUUUUGUUUUGAAGCAGUUACUGUGACGUUACAUGAGUUAACUAGCGAACCGCUAAUCACACCGACGUCAGUCCAACAUGGCGGCCCACAUAGCACGGCGUUGUUAUUUACUAUGUCGCCGGGCUGGAGAAAAUGUGGUUCCACAGCAUGAACAGCUAAGGAAUGUUGUCAUAAGACAAAUUAACACCAAUUGGCAGCAGAACCUGGGCUACGGGACGCGAGGGACAGACUCCACGGAGGACGUCCGAGUGCACAUUCCAGUGGACCGCCUGAUGGUAACUUACAGCAGAAGCAGCGGGCCGGGUGGUCAACAUGUCAACAAAGUCAGCACAAAAGCAGAGGUCCGAUUCCACGUGCUUACAGCCGACUGGAUCCCUGAAGAUGUUCGACGGAACGUCUUUGAAAAGAACAAAAACCGCAUCAACAAAGCCGGGGAGCUUCUGGUGACCUCGGAGCUGAGCAGGAGUCAGCAGAGAAACCUUGCUGAUUGUAUCCACAAGAUUUCUGCCAUUCUCGCCGAGGCCAGCCAGAAGCCCUGUGAGCCAACAGCAGAGGAUGUGGCUCUAAGGGCAGCCAGGUUAGAAAAGGGGAACCGGGAGCGACUCCAACAGAAGAAGAUCAAUUCAGCUCUCAAGAAGAGCAGACGAGUGGACUUUGACUGAUUGACUGUCACGUUUCUACCUCCAAUGAGUUUUCCUGUCAAUAGUUACAGAUCAUUUUUAUGUCCAGUGUAAAUUAUUUAGUCUUCAAAUUCUUGUCCAGUAAGAAGCACGUAGAAACAUUUUUCUUUUAAAUACCAUAAAUAGACAAAACAGUAAUAAAUGAUUCUGUUACUGUUACAUGGUGUUAACACAUCAGAUUGUUUGCGUUGCACAGAAAUGUUGGUUGUAUUGCCACUGUAAACCUGUUUUUUAUGCUCAAGUGCCUGCUUUAUUCCAACAGAGAGGUAAUUUACCUACAAGAAUAGUUGGACAUGUGCUUAUUAAAUGUAGACAUCAAAAUAAACAAUGAAUACAAAGCGAGUGGACAUAAAUGAACGCAUUUGUAUUUUAACUCUUUUAUCAAAUAGGGUU